GCAGUCUUCGCGUUUCGGUGGCCGCGAUACGGUUAAUGUGGGCCUAGUUACCGGAAGCCAGUCCAUAAUCUUCGAGCCUCACGCCUCCUGGCCUUUCAGCUCCAGACCCUGGGGCUGCCCGGCCUCUGAGAGGGGUCUACUUACCUUCAUUUCCUCCAAAAUAUUUUACGCAGAUAAUUUAACCUAGCUGUCCCACAACAAGUCCAGGCUCACCUACCCAGUUCCUGAUAAGGACAGAGACCUCAACAACUUCUCUGGCUCAGAUUUCUCAAGGGAGGGAUAAAAUGAGUAAGAGGAAGAGGCUUCGGACUUCAGGAGAAGGAGUCCGUCCACCGAAACCACCGAAGAACACAAGACUCAGAGACUCUGAAGGGGCCCGCCACAGUUUCCAGUUGGGCCCUUUGCAUCACCCUGAAGAGUCAGAAGGCAGGUCAGGACCUCCUCCCUCUAUAGAGCAGAGUGGGGAGGAGCCAGGACAGGUGGCCUCCAGCUCUCUGGAUAAGGAAGCCGAAGCUCCCUCCAGGCUCCUCGCACAACCAGAAAAGGAGCCAGUUGCCUGUCCUCCUUCCCAGAACUCAGUUGGGAGAUUUGUUCCCCAGUUUGCAAAACCCAGGAGAGCAGUGACGAGACUAACAGCUACAAGGGAAGAGGACCUCGGGAGUGGCGCCUUUAGCUUGGAAACAUCACCAGAGCCCAGUGCCCAGCAGGCAGGAAGCCAGUCAUGGGAGGAGUCCCCUGGGCUCACUGUCUGGGAGGCCAGGGUGCCAGGAGGCCAGACCCAGGCAGACGGCACCCACUCCAAGCACAGCGUCCAAAACCCUGUAAUACCUGUGUCCAGCAAGGGGGAUUCUCAGUCUGAGGUCCUCAGUGAUGUUUCUCCAGAAUGGGGGAUGGUGCCCUUGGCCUCAGAGAGAGCCAGCCAGAACUACCUAUUGGAGCAAGGGAUAAACUUGCCAGGUGGUGGAGGCAUAGAGGCGGGUGGGAUUCCAGGUGACCUCAGCCAGAAAGGGCACCUACCAAGCAAUGGUGCUGAAGAGCAGGAGCCCGACCUAGGAGCCCCACAGGAGGAAGGUGCCCAAGGAGGAGCAGGGGUUGAGCAGGAGAAAGGAGAGAGUGCCCUAGGCCUGGCCACUCAGGACUUAGAGCCUGGAUCUGCAGCCCAGGUCCCCACUGACCCCAUGCAGACACUCAGCAGGGCUGGCAGGGAAGCAGAAGGGAGCUGUAGCAGCCCAAGACACCCCUCCCUUAGGAUCACUGUCACAACAGAUGUGACCACAGAUCCCACUGGCCCAGAACAGAGGGCUCUGGAGGUGGCUGGGCCAGGUGGGAAGGCUGACAAUAGGGCAUCUGCCUCUCCCAACAGGAAGGCCCCUGAUGGAGGCCAUAGUGGGGCCCUGCUCAGAGGCACACCUCUCACCAGGGAGACCACAGGAGGCAGAGGGGAGGCAGAACAGGAAGCUGAGCCCCCUGGUGAUGUCCUGGGCAGCCCUGCAGCCUCCCUGGCUCGGGCUUAUGUGAUCCAGGAGCCCACAAUUUGUGCUAGAGAUUCCAGUCCUGUAGCCUCAGAAAUGGGCCCAGUUGUUGAUCAGACAGGCCAGGAUCAAGAAGGGCUGGGAAGUAUGUGUGCACUGCCUUUGCUAUCACAGACUUUGGGUGAAAAGGCAGCAGAGUUAGGUAGCCACAGCCGUGAACAAGACCUUGGGGGGCUCAGUCUGUGCCUUGGAGCCUCUGCUCCAUUGCACAGAGAAGCAGGGGAUGGUCCUCCCCGGGAUGCCAGGGCCCACCAGGGUGGCCCAGGUGCCCCCACAGGCCCAGCAGGCCAGCCCAAGCACACUCCUGACUCUGCAGACCAGGCCAUGUUAGAGGGGUUCCCAACCAUGGAACUCGACUUCCUGCCAGACAGCCAGAUAAAGGAUGCCCUGGAAGCCACCAACUUUGGAGCACCAAAUGAGCAGUUUCCUGCAGGGAGCAUGGAGGGCCCUUGCUGGCCUGGCACCAGCCUAGGUACUGAUGGAAGCCCCCUCACCAUGGCCCAGCCAAGGCCGGUAAGGAAGCUGAGCCCUGUCUUCCCAACUGCAUGUGUCUCUGGCUCCCCGCAAGUGGAAAACUGGUGAGCAGCCAUCUGUCCCCAAACAAGAGUCUCUUCCCAGGAGCCCCAGGGUUGUGUCCCUGGUUCUACGGGUUGUUUGGGUUCGGUAUGUGCAUUUUUCUGAAGAGGGGGUCCAGAACUUUCCCAGAGUCUCCUCAGAGUGGGAUGGCUAAGAACCACUGGCCUGGUAGAUCUUGGGUGGUCCCAGGUUGGGCACAGAGUGGGCUCUCCAGGACUUCUGACCUGUCCUGUGUCCUCACUUCCCACUUGGCUCUGUGCCCCGGAACAGGCCACUUUCUCUCUCCUGCAGGCCACCAGGUGCACCAUCCCUCUACCUGAGGAGUGUGUAUGUGUGAGGGAGGGUUAGGGGUGUCCUCUCCCCUUACCCCCAGAGCCUCCCUCAGUCCAUCACUUCCGUCCUGUCCUUUCUGCCAGCCCUGCGAGGGGCAAGCACUGGGCACCAUCCUCUCCUGUAACCUCCUACUGGAACAGGCAUCUCUAUAGAGGCGGUGCCUUAUCAAUUAUUUGUAGUAAAGUUUCUGUUUCUGUCUAGCAAGCAUGGAGGAGGGGCUAGGGGGUGCAGCCCUUGAGAAGGUUUUCUGUUUCUCCUCAAGAUGUGAGGUAUAGUGUUUUUACCUUCUUCCCUUGCACUCGUCACUAGUACCUGUUGCACCACUUGAACACACACACACACUGCACAAGGACCAGGGGCAGUUUUGUGAAAGUAGCCCUACCACUGUUUGAGCAAAGAGGAGGGGGAGUCAUGUCUGAAUCUCUGAUGGCCUCGCUGGGCCAUCGUGAUCCCACGUGGACAUCUGGAAGACUCCCAGGGCAGGCCCUGGGGUCAAUGGCUCAUGGUGAGUAAGACACAAAAGAAGCUAAGGCCAGGGUCAGCCAGGCAUCUUGGGUGACCGAAGCAGGUGGAGUGGAACUAGAGAUUCCGUGGUGACAGCCCGGGAGGUUCUGCCAAGUCAAGGGUGUAGUAGGCUUUAUGAAGCGCUAUUGACCAGAGGCCAGAGGAUGACCCUCUGCCAGCACCCACUGGAUCUAACAUGUGUGGCCUGUGGGUGCUGUGGUGCAGCCACUCCUCCCACAGAUGCUCACGCCAUCCUGUGCUGGCUCUCUCAGGAACCGCUCUGGGCACAGGGCAGGUCACGUGGGACAGGAUGCAGCACGAGGCUAGGAUCUAGUGUGUGUUGGGCGGGGCAGGCAGGGAGGGAGACAAAAAAAUUAGAAGGCAGAGUGUUAGGGACAGAAAGACAGUGGGGAAGGGGUUAAAAUUUUAACUCGCUGAUCAGGGAAGUCCAGCUCCCCCACCCCUCAAGGAGGAGACAUUUGGGAAAGAACAUUCCAGCACCCCAAGAGGUGCUCAAGGAAAGGCCAGGAACUCAGUGUGGCCGGAGCAGGGGGGAGGGGGACUAGAAGGAAGAGAUGGGGUCUGGAGAUCCAGCAGACGGCUCAUUAAGCCAAGUCUCCAUUUUCACAGCUCUCCACCCCUUGCUGCACGGGAGGCUGUAGGGGCAGGAGCUGGGGAUCCAGGGAGCUUGUGGCAAUAGCUCCUCAAGGGUGGCUGUGCUGGGGAGAAGAGGGGGCUGGACUCUGGGUGUGCUUUUGGCAGUUGAUCCAGCUGGAUUGGCCAUAAGAGCUCUGCCCAUGUUGCUCAGUAUCUGGAAAAGCAGACAGCUGAGGGCCCAGCAGAAGCCCCCGAAUGGUGUUCGAUGGAGCUGUCUGCUGAGGUCAGGCCUCUU
Molecule: messenger RNA, 3837 nt
Organism: Phyllostomus discolor (pale spear-nosed bat)
Lineage: Eukaryota; Metazoa; Chordata; Mammalia; Chiroptera; Phyllostomidae
Gene: BRME1
Product: break repair meiotic recombinase recruitment factor 1
Exons: 8
Coding region: 285-2114 (609 amino acids)
Biological process (GO): double-strand break repair involved in meiotic recombination
Source: RefSeq, a predicted model, not a curated record